Messenger RNA from Coregonus sp. 'balchen', 4156 nucleotides. NCBI's taxonomy places the organism in Eukaryota, Metazoa, Chordata, Actinopteri, Salmoniformes, Salmonidae. The record is from the annotation of a GenBank genome assembly.
UAUCAGUCAGUGUCAGAGGCAGUGCAGCUCUCUAGUAUCUGCUGUAAGGGACACACUGUAUCAACAUUGCAAAACCCCUGUGCUGUAAGUUACAGCCUGUAACAUUCUAUAUCAGUUUUGAAAUGUUCUCCUGUUUUGUGUUCUGUAAUGGGGUGCGCAGCUGAAAUGUCCAAUCUUGAAAUCUUCACUUGUUAUCUCAUGUGCAGGAGCGUUUGGGAAAGUUGCUGAAUGGACAGCGGCAGAGUAAGGACUGAGAAAGUGAUUCAAAAAGAGGAAAAAACAUACGAAGAUUUUGAUCAUACAAGGACAACAUUAUUGGAUUUGAAUUCAUUCUCAACUUUCAAAAUAACCAUGGAACUGUCUCUGGUGAGUGGAAUAUUUUUUCCUUUUCCCCCCUUUUUUAAAACAUAUUUUUUAUAUAUCAUUUAGCAUUUGAUCCAUAGUGAAAGUCUGAAGGACAAUAAUUCUAGAGUAACUCCAGUGACUGAUAUACAUGUACUGUACUGUGAAUAGGUGAGUAUGUUUUAUUGACAGGGUGUCAGUGGUCUAAGGGCUUGGGUUUUAAUAUUUAAGAUCUCAGUUAAGAUUUCACAUGCAUUUUAUGUCAGGCUGUGAUUUUGGAUCAGGGAACCCAGCCCUACUUUCUCAAUCCAGCCCCUAUGUUAAUCACAGUACCAUCCUGUGACAUAGUUGAUUGACACAGUUGUCCAUCCCCCCUCUAACCUGAUGGAAGUUUCAGGCAACUUUCAUACUAUGCACUUUCUCAGGCUGUUCUAGAAUUCAAUGUUUUCUGUGUUUACAAGUUCUCUAUUGUCCUCUGCCCUGAAGUGGGUCAAACUCCGGGGUGCCACCUUAAAUCUUCAUAGACAUGCCAAACAAGUGGGCAAGGCUUUGCCAAGCCUCCACUGUGCCAACACUGCCAUUGGUCAACAAGCACUGUUGGUGGGCUGUUGCCAUAGCGCCCUCAUUAAGGGAGGGGCAGGGACAUUUUGAGAAAGUGUUGUAUGUUUCAAGUCCAAGUGAAUGAGUACAGGUUGUCAAUGUUACAUCGCAGUACAUGAACUACCUAGUAAUUUACCAGAGCUGAGGACAUUGAAAUGUACUAGAAUUCAUGCCCAGUGAUAAGGAAAUAAAGGCAUUUUUACACUCAAGUAGUUCUAUAGUUCUAUAGCAGCACAUAGCCUAACCAUAUACGCUCUAGAAUGUAAACCGUGAUAAGUUGUUUUAUGGAAGCCAGAACAUACAAAAACAUGCGUAUGCGCUCAUACACACACAUACUGACAUUUACAAUGUAUGACGCAUGGCAUUUUGCAGAGAUGUGCAUUAGCUGGAAGCAGAAAGACGAAGGGUAGAGUAGGAGUAGCAGCAUUGAGAGGUUGUGUGUGAGAGAGAGUGGAAACAUACGCCAGUGGAUUAAGCUGCAUUUGUGAAGGGAAACUGAGGCAAGCUUAUAGAGAAAUGAAGUGAGGGAUGGAGGCUUUUGCCCUGACAACCCACCACUGUUCAUAACAGCGUAGCCAGAGAGGGGAGGAAAACACGGACAAAUGCAGGAAAAACAGAUUCAGCCACUGAAAAGGAGCCCGGGGAAGGUAGGGAUGUGAGCUGUAGGAGGGAUGUGUGUGUUGUUUUGUAUAUUGUGUGUGUGGCGUCUUAUUUUUUGUCUAUAAUACAGCAUAUGAACAUUGGAGUGACUGGGGAUGGUGUAUGUGAUGCUUUUUCUGCAGCCGUCCAGUUCUUUGUUGAUGUUUGUGUUGGCAGAUUGUUUAGAGAACUAAGCAUGCCAAUUAUGAUCAUGCAUUAUAACACAUACCUGAUGUAGGGUGACACUUGCAGGCAGGGGAAUAGUGUGGUUCAUGGGUUGAUGCAUCUUAGUUUUUCCAAUGGAGAGUCCUUUACCCAUUUGCCUGUUCUCUUCGUGGUCCCAUGUAAACUUACACAAAAAAAUUUAAACAUUUCUUUGUGUUGUAAUCACUCAUAUUCUUGAGUCUGAAUGUUUGUUUUACUACUUUUGUGGGUGUUUAUAUAAUGUGAAUUACUGUAGCGAGUGUAUGUGCAUUUGUCGUAUUUCCCAGAACCCACUCUGCCUGGUGCUCUCCAUCGUAAACAAUCAUAAAGCCCAUCACGCUUUGGGCUCUCACUGAAGAGCACUCUACCAUGACUGCUGUGUGAUCGGUGUUAACACUCUCCCUUCCUCUCCUCCCUGCUUGUCUCUCCCCUCAGGCUCACCCGGCUCUCAAGGCCUUUAUGUGUGGCUCUCUCAGUGGAACAUGCUCCACCCUGCUCUUUCAGCCUCUGGACCUGGUCAAGACCCGCCUGCAGACCCUUCAGAGCAACAUGCAGCCUGGGUGAGUAGCCUUCAGCUGGCUCAGUCAAUACCUCUACAGCGUAGUCCACACACUUCCACAUUGUAGUAAGUUUUCUGGCUCUAGAUUACAUGCUUGUACUAGACCAUGAGACCCACUAGCAUUGCAUUACUCUAUUGACUCGUCUCAUUGAAUAAGCAAGAUUGUAGAUCUGAACAUUGAGAGUCCAAAGAUUCAUAAAACUCAUGCUGGUUACAUAUGGCCUGCAUGUUAGUACCAACUCAAUGUCACGUCAGCUAUUUUGAAAUGAAGCGUAGUUGCAAGACACUUAAAAAUCACUUUUUGAUCGUUUCAGAGUACAGUGUGUUACUUGUGUUAAUACGUCUUUCUCUCUCUCUUUCUCUUUUUCAGUUCAGCAAGAGUGGGGAUGGUGACUGUGUUCUUAAGUGUUGUACGGACAGAGAAGCUCAUAGGACUUUGGAAGGGGGUCUCACCAGUAAGUCUGCCUCUUUAUGAUCAGUAAUAUAAAUAGAAACACAUCAGUUGUGUUGAAUCUGUGUGUUGAGUAUACUGUAUGACUCUGACAGCAUGUCUACUCUGCUUCCUCCUCCAGUCAUUUGUGCGGGCCAUCCCCGGCGUAGGGAUCUACUUCAGCACCUACUACUCUCUGAAGCAGCACUACUUCCUGGAGCAGGGCCCUGGGGCCAUGGAGUCUGUGCUGCUGGGAGCUGGGGCCAGGACUGUGGCAGGGGUCUGCAUGCUGCCUGUAACUGUCAUCAAGACUCGCUUUGAGGUAUGUUCAGGUAGAGAGACGGAGGGGAGGGGCAGGAAGGAAAAGAUAAAUACUUUGUAUUUUCUAUAUAUGAUUGCAGUGACUACAUGAGGACUGUUUAAUGUGUAUACUUGUCUGUUGUUGUUGUUUCAGAGUGGCAGGUAUAACUACGUGAGCGUGGCAGGGGCUCUGCGCAGUGUGUGUCAGACAGAGGGACCCAGAGCUCUGUUCUCAGGGCUGGCCGCCACCCUCCUCAGAGAUGCUCCCUUCUCAGGCCUCUAUGUCAUGUUCCACAGCCAGGCCAAGAACACUCUGCCACAGGGUCAGUAUCAGGACACAGGACACACACUACACUAAUGCUCAACACUAGUAUUUGUUUCACUAGUUGUGUGUGCAAUCACUUUGAAGUGUCAGUAUGGGGACAUUGAUGACAUAAACAUAGAGCAGUAGUAUUUGUUACACUAGUAGCCACAUUUGAUAACUUUGACGUAUCUCUCUCUCAGUGUGAAUUGUUUGGUGUGGAGUGGAAUUUAUAGUGUCUCUCUGUUUCUUUCUCCCAGAGAUAAGCACAUCUCCCUACGCGCCCCUGGCUAACUUCAGCUGUGGGAUUCUGGCUGGGGUCCUGGCCUCCCUGGUCACCCAGCCAGCUGACGUGGUCAAAACCCACGUCCAAGUCAGCCCACAUCUGUACAAGAGGACUGCAGACGCUGUGCGAUACAUUUACAUGGUAACUAUCUCUCUGGGUGUUUUAUUGAAUACAGCGUCUAUUACUAAGCAUAGGGCAAUAGCACUGUUGUAUAAUAUACUGACGUUGUUCUUAUGUGGGUCAGGCUAAAUUGUUGUCUAUAUGUGUUUAUAUAUUGACCUCUAGUUUGAACACAGUGUCACACUAUGUAAUAAAACAUCAGGGUUGAUUUACAGUAGUUGACAUGUGCCAUUAUUUCACUCCCUCUCUCAGGAGCACGGGUUUCAAGGGUUCUUCCGGGGCGGGGUGCCACGUUCUCUGAGGAGGACCAUGAUUGCUGCCAUGGCAUGGACGGUGUAUGAACAGCUGAUGGCCCGCAUGGGGCUCAAGUCCUGA